Messenger RNA from Choloepus didactylus (southern two-toed sloth), 7807 nucleotides. It is a transcript of the gene KCNC4, whose product is annotated as potassium voltage-gated channel subfamily C member 4. Bases 1347 to 3338 code for a protein of 663 amino acids. Lineage: Eukaryota; Metazoa; Chordata; Mammalia; Pilosa; Megalonychidae. Gene Ontology annotation, cellular component: neuronal cell body membrane; axon; voltage-gated potassium channel complex. The transcript has 4 exons. Gene Ontology annotation, molecular function: protein binding; delayed rectifier potassium channel activity. Gene Ontology annotation, biological process: protein homooligomerization; potassium ion transmembrane transport. The record is from RefSeq and is a predicted model, not a curated record.
CCGCCGGGGCCCUGCAGGGCACCGGACAGGCACCGUGCCGGGCCCCGCCCACCCCGCCUCGCGGAGGGCGCGCCCGGGCGAGGCGGAGCAGGGAGGAAAAGGCGCCACCGGAGCGUGGCGUCCGCAGCCAUCGCCGGAGGGAGACGGAGGGACCCUGAGCCCCUGCCCACCAAGGCGUCCCAUCCCUUAGGCAACCUCCCCGCCCGCCCACCGCCGCGAGCCAAGGCCGGCACCCAGCCCGGAGAUGGGCAGACACGUGGAUGGCGUGGCUCCCAGCUCUGCCAGAUCACAAGAGCCCGGCGCCGGGGCGCUGCGCUGAGGCUCCCGUUCGGGGCGGCCCGGGAAGCCUGCAGGUGUCCUUGGAUGCUCGGCCGCCGCGGGAGGCACUCCGUCGCCAGUGCCAAGAGCUCCGCUCCAGGGAGCGGCCCCGCCUCCUAAGCUCGGCGCCGCGCAGGACGCCCCGUCUGAGGCUCCCCCCGCCCCAGAGCGGCCCCAGCGCGGCCCCCGCAGCGCUGCGCCCAGCCCAGUCCCGCUCCCAGUUGCCGAGCCGCGGACGCAGGACCGGAGGCUUGCUCCUGCUGGCGCGCUUGUUUUUCUCCUGCUGCCAUCGGCUCGCCCUGCGCAGCCCCCGCCCUCCCGCCAGUCCGCGGCGCUCUGCUCAGCCCCGCCCGCCAUCCGUACCCUGCGCUGGAUUUAUGAAUGGGGAGAAGAGGCCACAUGCCGCCGCCGCCUCCGCCUCGUGUUGACCGCUCGCAGCCUGGGCCCGCGGAGCUCCGGUUGCCGUAAGAGCGUCGCCUCGGCCUCGGCAGCCGCUCGGAGGACUUGUUGCUGCUGCGCUACUGCCGCCGCGGGGAAGCCGGCCGUUCCCGAGGCUCGGCGCAGUCUGGGACCGGAGGGUGGCCCGUGUGAGUGUGAGCGCGCGCGCUCCCUGGACCCUCGCAGCGAGCUCGGACUGUGUGCUUCCUUGUUUCCGGGGGACUGAAGGGGGGCGUGUCCCUGGCCCCGAGCGUCUGUGUGCCCCGUCUUCGCGGAGUAGCGUGUGUGUGCUUGCCCCUGACUCUCCCGGACCCUCGCUUGGGUCCUCUGCUCUCCUUUCCUCCUCCUGCCGCCCUCCCCGGUGCUGCCCUACCCAAACCCCAACCACCUGUGCACCCGAGAAACCCAACUCCUCCCGCUCCGCGCCCAGGGGGGGAGGCACAGAGGUUGGGCCACGCCGCAGAGGGGGCCGCCACCGCCUCCUCCUCCUCCUCCUCCUCGUCUCCUCCCUCCCCGGUCUGACGCUGCCUCCUCGGGAAGGGUGUUUGGAGGGCAGCGGCCGCCCCAAGCCGUCCCCCGCAGCGCUUCUUAUGAUCAGCUCGGUGUGUGUCUCCUCCUACCGCGGGCGCAAGUCGGGGAACAAGCCUCCGUCCAAAACAUGUCUGAAGGAGGAGAUGGCCAAGGGCGAGGCGUCGGAGAAGGUCAUCAUCAACGUGGGCGGCACGCGACAUGAGACCUACCGCAGCACCCUGCGCACCCUACCGGGCACCCGCCUCGCCUGGCUGGCCGAUCCCGACGGCGGGGGCCGGCCCGAGUCCGAUGGCGGCGGCGCGGGUAGCAGCGGCAGCAGCGGCGGCGGGGGCUGUGAGUUUUUCUUCGACCGGCACCCGGGCGUCUUCGCCUACGUGCUCAACUACUACCGUACGGGCAAGCUGCACUGCCCGGCCGACGUAUGCGGGCCUCUCUUCGAGGAGGAGCUCACUUUCUGGGGCAUCGACGAGACCGACGUGGAGCCCUGCUGCUGGAUGACCUAUCGACAACAUCGCGAUGCCGAGGAAGCGCUCGACAUCUUCGAGAGCCCGGACGGAGGUGGCGGCGGCGGCGCGGGGCCCAGCGACGAGGCCGGUGACGGUGAGAGAGAGCUGGCCCUGCAGCGCCUGGGCCCCCACGAGGGCGGCGCGGGCCCCGGCGGCGGGCCCGGGGGCUGCCGCGGCUGGCAACCCCGCAUGUGGGCGCUCUUCGAGGAUCCCUACUCCUCCCGGGCGGCCAGGGUGGUAGCCUUCACCUCCCUCUUCUUCAUCAUGGUCUCCAUCACCACCUUCUGCUUGGAGACCCACGAGGCCUUCAACAUCGACCGCAAUGUGACGGAGAUCCACCGGGUGGGGAACAUCACCAGCGUGCGCUUCCGGCGGGAGGUGGAGACGGAGCCCAUCCUGACGUACAUUGAGGGCGUGUGCGUGCUGUGGUUCACGCUGGAGUUCCUGGUGCGCAUCGUGUGCUGCCCCGACACGCUGGACUUCGUCAAGAACCUGCUCAACAUCAUCGACUUCGUGGCCAUCCUGCCCUUCUACCUGGAGGUGGGGCUGAGCGGUCUGUCCUCCAAGGCCGCCCGCGACGUGCUGGGCUUCCUGCGCGUGGUGCGCUUCGUGCGCAUCCUGCGCAUCUUCAAGCUCACGCGCCACUUCGUGGGGCUGCGCGUGCUGGGCCACACGCUGCGGGCCAGCACCAACGAGUUCCUGCUGCUCAUCAUCUUCCUGGCCCUGGGCGUGCUCAUCUUCGCCACCAUGAUCUACUACGCCGAGCGCAUCGGCGCCAGACCCUCGGACCCGCGGGGCAACGACCACACCGACUUCAAGAACAUCCCCAUCGGCUUCUGGUGGGCUGUGGUCACCAUGACGACGCUGGGCUACGGGGACAUGUACCCCAAGACGUGGUCGGGCAUGCUGGUGGGGGCGCUGUGUGCCCUGGCGGGCGUGCUCACCAUCGCCAUGCCCGUGCCGGUCAUUGUCAACAACUUCGGCAUGUACUACUCCCUGGCCAUGGCCAAGCAGAAGCUGCCCAAGAAACGGAAGAAGCACGUGCCUCGGCCGCCCCAGCUUGAGUCGCCCAUUUACUGCAAGUCCGAGGAGACCUCGCCCCGGGACAGCACCUACAGCGAUACCAGCCCCCCUAACCCAGAAGAGGGUACAGUCGAGAGGAAACGGGCAGACUCCAAGCAGAACGGGGACGCCAGUGCGGUGCUGUCGGAUGAGGAGGGAGCUGGCCUCACCCAGCCCCUGGCCUCUGCCCCCACCCCCGAGGAGCGCCGGCCCCUGCGUCGCUCAGGCACGCGAGACAGAAACAAGAAGGCAGCUGCCUGCUUCCUGCUCAGCGCCGGGGACUAUGCCUGUGCCGACGGCAGGGUCCAGAAAGGCUGUGAAAAGUCCCGGAGUCUAAACAACAUAGCCGGAGCGGCUGGAACCGGUCUUGGGCUGUCUCCGCUGGCAUCGCGAUACAGCUCGCCCUACCCUCCGAGAAAGCUCCUGCUCUCCCACCCCUUCCACCCUCUCACCAGCCCACCCCCCGGACACUCCGCCCCUUAGCUGCACCCUCUGCUGCACUCACCUGCCCUCUCUCGGCUCCUGCCCUCCCGGGGUUCAUUCUUCCUUGGGCUCAGCAUUGCCCACAGCCCUGAGCCCUGCAGGGAGCAGCGGGGGGCAGACAGCCAGGCCCCUGGGCCUCUCCUGCACAGCACCCAGCUCCCCCAAACCUUCCUCUCUGGAGCUUGAGAGCAAGGGGGAGAUCAUUCCCAGGGCUUCUACCCUACCACCCACCACCAUCCCCUUCCUGGGCCACAGGUGCUGGCAUGCCCAGGACCCCACCCCCCCAGGCCCUGCCUCCUUCUCUGGGUCCCACUGGGGCCAGCCUCUCUGGGCAGGCAUGUCCAUGGUAGGACACGGGCAGCAGGGCUGGGGAGCUGUGCUGGGGAGCCAGGCCUGGGUAACGGUUUUUAAUCACAGCAAAUGCAUUUCCAUCCUGUGUGGCCUUUAAAUGGUCCCCAAAGAGCCUACAGUGGAAUGUCUCUGUCUGUCUGUCUGUCCGUCCCACACCCAGACCAGCAAGGAACAAGGCCACCAUGUGGGACAUCCCCUGCUGGUGUAAGGGGGCUUGGCUCUUCUGAGCAGAGCGGGGCAUGUAGACUGGCAGUGCACUCAGGCAGUGCUGCCUGGGAACAGAGGCCUGAUGGUUUUCUGUCACUGGCCUGGGGCACAGGUGGGGGCCCCCAGAGUCAUAGCCCCAGGAUUGGCUCAAGCCGUGGGUGGGGGCUGCCCACUUCAUGGAGGGGGUCCUUCACCCAGAUUCAGCGGGCGAUGCCCAGCGGCAGCACCUGGGAGCCCAUCUGCGCUCCCCAGCCCCAGCCAUCUCUCUCCACGCUGCUUCCUUUGCUUCCGCGACAGUUUUUCUUCCCUCUCCCGCCCCCCACAAACUCCUAGCCCUGCCUCUGAGUCACCUGCCACUCCCACCCAGCCUCUGUGCUCUGUAUUCCUGCCAGAAGCGGAGACUCAUCUAAUUUCUAUAAUUAAGUGUAUUCAUUUACCUAACGAGCCCGGGAGCACAACAGGUUUGUGAGUCACUGAGGGAGCAGGAGUACACCUUGGGCAGGGGCAGCUGAGGGAAAGUCUGGAGACGCAAGCGGUCCUGCCCCCACCUGCUCCUGCACAGACACCCUGCCGCUCGCGGGGAGCCCUGGGGCUCAGUCUGGCCCAGCCAGCUGGCCGCUCGGAGCCCCCUCCCCCAGCACUGGCACCCAGCAAGGCUCUUGCAGGCCCUCCUCCACCUGAGGAUGGGUUCUCAGCCAAGACACUUCCUGUUUCACCUGAUGGGAAUCAGACCUGACAGCAGAGCCGUGUGCCUAGCAAUUUUUAGAGUCAGAUUAUGCAACUUUGUAGAGGGAAUGACUAAGUAAAGUCCAUAUCUACUCCUUCAAGGGUGGGCAAAGAUAGGCAGCGGAAGACAGCAUUUGGGGCUCUACAGGAGGCCGGAAAUCUGGGGGCCACCCGUAAAGGGCAGAGAGGGCCAGAUUAUCUCAUGGCGCAAGGGAGGGGCAGGGUAGCAAAACCUGUGCCACAGGCAUCCCCGUUUCAGCACUUCCCUCAGCCCUGGGCAGACAUGGGAAGGCCCCUUCUAGAAACGUCUGUUCACGAUGGUAAAUAGAUGCCUCAGGCCUGCUACAGUCUGUGGGAUCUGCCUGCCACUUGCUCUCAGAGUGGAUUGGCCCCUAAGAGUUGAGAAGGAUACAGGGACAUCCACGUGACCUCCCUUCAGCAGGGGAUGGGUCCCUUUAACGGAGAGGAAAGCCCUGAUCCGGGCAGCCUCUCCCCUCACAACCAGCCACGAGAGCUCAUCUCCUUCAUGAGGAGAGGUCCAGGCCUGGCCCCACAGGGCUCCCUGGCACCGGAAGUCUGGACCCUGACAGAGCCAUGGUGACCCAGGUGUCCAGUUCAGCGUGAGUGCCACAGCUGUUUUCUCCUCAUUGCCUUUCUGGUUCAGGAAGCCGAGGCGACUAUUUCUGUGGCAGCCCUCAAGUUGUCAGGAGCCCAAGUUUCCACGGCACCCACCGCCUCUUCCCUCCUCUCCCUCCUACGGGGACGGGCAUGCUCACGGCACCCCUAUGGUGGGCGCAGAUGUCCCUGGGCGACAUGAUGUGGUGGUGCCAGGCUGGAGCCCCCAGUGCCUUAGGGAGAGGGGCUCCUAUUCUCCCUACUGGCUCUGGCUUUUAUAGGGAGAGAGACAGGACCCAGCUAAUGGGAGAGUCGAGCAGGGUUAUCUGCCCCCAGCCACCUCUCAGAAUCUCCAGGGCUUCCCAGGGGCCUGGGAAAGGGCAAAGUGAGUCUUGGUGUUUCCAGAGCCCCUGCUGUGCAACAAGCGCUGCCUGAACCAAAGGCUGCCUGCACGGCCUCAGACACACUCAGGCCUCAGGCAUUCCUCCUUAGGAGAAAGCUCACCACCAUCACCACCACUACCCUACCCAUAAUCUGAGAGCGCAGUCUGCCUUUCCUUGGAUCUGACUUGGACCUGCACCCAUUAAUUUGGCUAGAAGCCUUCCCCCACAGCUGGGGGGAGCUCAGUCCCCUCCCACAGUGCAAGGAAGAAGCAGUUCUUAACCUUACUUUCCAAUCUACCAUGAAUAUUGACCACCCUGGAGGCCACCUCUCUGUCCCAAGGCUUCUGAAGGGAGGGGCUGUGAGGUGGAACCAAAGGGGAGGGGGCCUGUGGCACUGGGCAGGAGCCUGAGGGGAAACCGUGGACCAGCCCAAGGGCCUGGGCUCCAGGAAGCCCCUCUGGGGCUGGGUGGGGCUGCCCUUCCAGAGAGCUUCAUGGGGGAGGAGAGUCAUCUCUGCCCUGGCCAGGUAAUAUCACCCUCCAGCACCUGUGUCCCCAGCUCCCUACUGGAGGGUCACAUAAGCACAUUCCAGAGUGAGAUUCCUGGGAACACCCCUCCCCAACUCUCAGAGGCCCCUGAGGAUGGAGAGGGCCUGGAAACCCCUGAAGAAGGCAGAAAGAGUGGGCUUUGUGCUCCCCUAGUCACCUCACAGCUUUCCUUGACUCUCCUCCUGCCUCAUGCCACACCCAUCCAAGACCCCUCGGGAGCCCAGGUGUUCUCACCAGUGCCCCUUAGAACUUGGGUGCUCACAGGGAGGCCCAGUAGCACUUUCCCUUCCUCUAGUGAGUUGGGAGCAGUAUCUGGGUAUUGCUAAAGUUAAGCAGAAAGGCCGGGGCUGGGAGAACAGGGCAAUACCACAGCUCUCUCUCUGCUUAUCUUCAGAAAUGGGGUUCUAAAGAGUGUUGGGCCUCUCUGAUUUCCUCCAGGAUCAUACUCAGAGGCCCAGGAUCCAGGUGAGCCAAAGGGCUGUCUUUAAGGUGGUGAGGAUCCACAGAGGGCCUCCUGUGGUGGAAACAGGGUCACUCCAAGAUGAGAACCCCCUUUCUCUAGAAAAGUGAUAGAGGUGCUUCAGGAUGGCCAGGUAGCCCAGGACAGAAGCUGUGGAGCCUAGAUGCCAAAUCUCUGACCCCCACUUUUAUAAGUGGCCUGGCCCUGGACCAUAAAACCUAAUAGCUGGAAGGGCUGUCCUAGCACUGACCUGGAGGGGGCUGGACCUCCCACCCACCCUAUUUACCCAACUCUGGGACAGCAGCCUUCUCCCCCCUACCCUAGCUGUACUCCAACUGGGAAGGUAGGGAAGAGAGGCCCUCGGCCAUUGUCAUCCCAGGAUAAGGAUGGGAUGCCAAUAAGGGCUCAUGACGGGUUGGGUUUCUCAACAAGAUGGGGUCCUUCUGGCCUUCUCUCCUAGACAGGUGCAUCCUCCCCAACCUUCCCCUUCAGCGUCCACCUCCCAGCAUGAGGAAGGGGUCAUGGCAUGGUAGUAUAAUAGAGCUUUCUUGGGCACAAAGGCCUCUUCAACAGCAACCUGGGGUGGUGAUGGCAGAUGGAGCUAUUGGAACAAGAGCUCAAGUAGGGCAGGCAGUAGGCUGGGUGAUGAACCGUGGGCACAGGAAAACUGUGGGCCAAAGGAACCUCCCACUGCCUCCAUGCAGGCUGCAGAGCUGGGGCUUUCCCCCACUGCACUGGAGCAUUGAAGACCUGGGGGCUACUGGUUCCUGGGCUCCUUACCUGAGCAGGUAUGGGAGAUGAGUUGUAACCUCACCUUUGAGUCAACACGGCCAGAGCUGGGAGGGUAGAGGGGUGCCAAAGGGGCUCACCGCAUUCCCUGACCCAUCCCUGCUCUUCCCUGGCCUCUCAGCCCUGGGUUCCCCUUGCCUUCCAGCUCUGCUCCUGGCAUGUUCCCCAGCCCACAGCCUGUGGGUCAGAAACCGGCUUCCUUCUAACAUCUCCUUCUUUGUUUCUCCCUUUCUUUUGCUGAACUCCUUGCCCCCUAGAAGGCAAUGUUGAGCCGAAAGCGUGCGUCCCAGUGUCUCACACCUGUGCUCUUUAAACACAGAGACCUGCCAAGACGCCCUCUCGUCCAACUAUGCCCAAGCUGAAGUCCUCACCCUCUCUUAAAGCAGCACC